UCCAGGCUGGGGGGGAAAACAGGCCAACAUGGCAAAGAUCAUCUUUUAUGAAGACAAGGACUUCUCCGGGUGCCGUUUCCAGUGCGGCAACGACUGCGUGGACUUGAGACCCUUCCUGUCUCGCUGCGGCUCCAUUAGGGUGGAGGCCGGAUGCUUCAUGAUCUACGACAAAGAUCACUACGGCGGCAAUCAGUGCUAUCUGAAGAGGGGUGACUACCCAGAUCGCCAACAUUGGACCGAUCUGGGCGAGACGGUGGGGUCCUGCCGAGUCAUCCCGAUGGAGCAGGGGACCUUCAACAUGCGCCUGUUUGAGCGCAUCGAGUUCGGAGGUCAGAUGAUGGAUCUAGCGGAUGACUGUCCCAGCGUCAUGGAGCGCUUCCAGAAGCAGGACAUUUUCUCCUGCACUGUAACCAACGGCAACUGGCUCUUCUAUGAGCAGCCUAACUACCUGGGUAGGAUGUACCUAAUCAGACCUGGGAAGUACAAACGGUUCAGUGAGUGGGGGGGCAGGAGCGCCCGAGUGGGAUCGGUCAGACGCAUCACAGACUAUUGAUCACCAAAGAACUGAACUGAUCCCAGGGUAUCAUUUUUUUGGGCCAUGUCAGUACUCUAAUCAGUCAGCACUGCUAGACAAAUUGAACCAUAAGCAACUAUAUAGUGAUAUUCCAAAUAAAAUAUGUCAGAUAAUCAACUAUGGCGCCGAUGUUUAAUAAUCAGAAUGGUGGACUUACCAGAUGAAACACACAUAUCAUAUCCACAUAAUACAGAAAGUGCAAUGAAAACAAUGCAUGACUGUAAGUAAAGUCUGCGUUUAUGUGUGAACACAACAUGGGGGGCAAUCAACAGCAUAUUCACACUAGGCUAUUUUCUAAAAUUAUUAUUUCAUUUCAAUUACUCGCUUAAGUAUAGUCGCGGGUCAGCCAGUGCGCUGUGGGUUUGACUUAUGGAUGUACAAAUGUGUCGGUUAUCAUUCAUCAUCUGCAUGGAAUAUGUCAUUGAAUUCAAGCAAUUAAUGACAGUGGUAACCUUGUACAAAACACUGUGUUGCAUAUUGAGUAUAAUAUAUAUAUAAAUAAUAAACAUUUAUAUGUUUUGUACAUGAGUAUACUGAUUUUACACAUAACUUUAGUAAUGU
Messenger RNA from Doryrhamphus excisus (bluestripe pipefish), 1135 nucleotides. NCBI's taxonomy places the organism in Eukaryota, Metazoa, Chordata, Actinopteri, Syngnathiformes, Syngnathidae. The record is from RefSeq and is a predicted model, not a curated record.